Molecule: messenger RNA, 936 nt
Organism: Phaeoacremonium minimum UCRPA7
Lineage: Eukaryota; Fungi; Ascomycota; Sordariomycetes; Togniniales; Togniniaceae
Product: putative phosphoribosylaminoimidazole-succinocarboxamide synthase protein
Exons: 1
Coding region: 1-936 (311 amino acids)
Biological process (GO): 'de novo' IMP biosynthetic process
Cellular component (GO): cytoplasm
Molecular function (GO): phosphoribosylaminoimidazolesuccinocarboxamide synthase activity
Source: RefSeq, a predicted model, not a curated record
AUGACUUCGCUCACUGUCACGAGUGUGCAGCUGACGACCCUGCCCAAGGUGGCCGCGGGCAAGGUGCGUGACCUAUUCGAUAUUGACGCCAACACGCUGCUCUUUGUCGCCUCGGACCGCACCUCGGCCUACGAUGUCAUCCUCAAGAAUGGCAUUCCCGGCAAGGGCGCCAUUCUGAACCUCAUGUCUGCCCACUGGUUCUCAGUCCUCAGCGAGAGGGUGCCCGGCCUGCGCACGCACCUGGUCACUCUGGACGUGCCCAAGGCCCUGACCCCCGGCGAGAAGGCCCUCGUCAGGUACCGCAGCAUGCAGGUCCGCAAGUUCAAGGUCUUCCCCAUCGAGGUCAUCGUGCGCGGCUACAUCACCGGCAGCGCCUGGAAGGAGUACCAGAAGACCGGCACCGUGCACAAGCUGCCCAUGCCCGCCGGCCUCAAGGAGUGCCAGGCCUUCCCCCAGGCCAUCUACACGCCCAGCACAAAGGCCGAGCUGGGCCAGCACGACGAGAACAUCACGCCCGAGGAGGCCGCCAAGAUCGUCGGCGACAAGUACGCCCCCCGCAUCGAGGAGCUCGCCUUGAAGGUGUACAACGCCGCGAGGGACUACGCCGCCGAGCGCGGCAUCAUUAUUGCUGACACCAAGUUCGAGUUCGGCCUGGAUGAGGCGACGGACGAGAUCGUGCUCAUUGACGAGGUGUUGACGCCGGACUCGUCCCGCAUGUGGCCGGCGGACAAGUACGAGGUCGGCCACGACCAGGAGAGCUUCGACAAGCAGUUCAUCCGCAACUGGCUGACCAAGGAGGGCCUGAAGGGAAAGGAUGGCGUUGCGAUCCCCGAUGAUAUCGCGCAGGCCACGAGCGAGCGGUAUCAGGAUGCCUUCCGCCGGCUGACGGGUAAGACGCUGGAGGAGACGAUCGCGGAGCUUUCAUUAUCUCAGUAA